AUUGCUGUAACACUGUGUGAAGAGACCAGAAGAGGGGAAAUACAAUCUGAGAACUAAACUGCCAAAGCCUAACACCACCUAGCAACAGUUGAAAAAACUUUUAAACAAAAGUCUGGGUGAGACACAGACAGAAUAUAUCUCCUACUUCUCCUGCCUGGGAUUUCUGUGAGAAGCGGCUCUGGUCUUCUGUUCUCUAUCCCCUUUCUUUCAUUACUUCAGCUGCUGGUAGACCUAGAAAAGCGGGAAAAGUUUCGCUCUUUGUGUUCUCCUGGGCUGGAUCAGUCUACUGCUGGGGUAGUGCUGUGGGACGAGCGGCUGCAAUCUUGCAUUGUAAAGGAUAUAUUCCUCGUUUCGUGUUGCUGACAGGGAGCAGCAGGGACCCCAGUCAGCCUGAGGUGGGAGCAGCAGGGCGAUGGCAGAGGGACACCUCCAUCCUCGACUCCCUCCUCCCCCCUCCGGACCUAGAUUCUAGUGAAGCCCCUGCUCUGGAAGCAUUCCUCGACACAGGUAGGGAUGAGAUCCCGAAACCAAGGUGGAGAAAGCUCGUCUAACGGGCACUUCUCCAGUUCCAAGCCUGUCAUCAGCCAUGCAGAGAAUGAAAAACUUCAGGAGGAUGCCAAGAAAAAGAACAAACCUCAUCGGAAGGAAGAUGAGGUCAUGGUUUCAGCAACUGUCAAACGGCACUCAAAAUCACCUGGACCUACUGAAAGAAAGAACAAGAAGUCCCUAGAGUUUUCUAAAGAGGACUUGAUAAAACUCCUCAGCAUAAUGGAAGGAGAACUGCAGGCAAGGGAAGAUGUGAUCCACAUGCUGAAGACAGAGAAAACCAAACCUGAAGUUUUAGAAGCUCAUUAUGGGUCUGCCGCUCCAGAGAACGUGCUCCGAGUGCUACACAGGGAUGCCAUCCUUGCCCAGGAAAAGUCUAUAGGGGAAGAUGUCUAUGAGAAACCAAUUUCAGAGCUGGACAGACUUGAAGAAAAGCAGAAAGAGACGUAUCGGCGCAUGCUGGAACAGCUCCUGUUGGCAGAAAAGUGCCAUCGCCGCACGGUUUAUGAGCUAGAAAAUGAGAAACAUAAGCAUACAGAUUACAUGAACAAGAGCGAUGACUUUACCAACCUCUUGGAACAGGAGCGGGAGAGGUUGAAGAAACUUCUUGAGCAGGAGAAGAUCUAUCAAGCCCGAAAGGAGAAGGAACAUACAAAGAGACUCAAUAAACUAAGAGAAGAACUAGUCAAGCUCAAAUCAUUUGCACUCAUGCUGGUGGAUGAGAGACAAAUGCAUAUUGAACAACUUGGUCAACAAAGCCAGAAGAUACAGGACUUAAAUCAAAAACUAAAGGAAGAAGAAGAAAAGCUGAAAAUUAUUAGUGCAAAAACAAAAGAAGAUGGACAAAAACUGAUGAAAUUAGAGGCAGAACUUGAACUGAAAACAUCAUCAUUUUCUCAGGAACAUGAGGAGAUGACUGCUAAACUGGCUAACCAAGAGUCACAUAAUAGACAGCUAAGGCUUAAGCUAGUGGGGCUGAGUCGCAGAAUAGAGGAGCUAGAAGAGACUAACAAAAAUCUUCAAAAAGCUGAGGAAGAACUUCAAGAACUAAGAGAUAAAAUAGCAAAAGGGGAAUGUGGGAACUCUAGCUUAAUGGCCGAAGUGGAAAACCUCCGCAAGCGUGUGCUUGAAAUGGAGGGGAAAGACGAAGAGAUCACAAAAACUGAAUCCCAGUGUAAGGAGCUGAAAAAUAAGCUGCAAGAGGAAGAGCAUCAUAGCAAAGAGUUGAAACUUGAAGUGGAAAAAUUGCAGAAAAGAAUGUCAGAACUAGAGAAGUUGGAAGAGGCUUUCAGUAGAAGUAAGUCUGAGUGCACUCAGCUACACUUAAACUUGGAGAAAGAAAAGAAUUUGACUAAGGAUUUAAUAAAUGAGUUGGAAGUGGUAAAGACUCGAGUGAAAGACCUUGAGGCAUCAGAAAGCAAGUUGGAAAAGGCUGAAAUAAGCUUAAAAGAUGACCUUACAAAGCUGAAGUCAUUUACUGUAAUGUUGGUUGAUGAACGAAAAAAUAUGAUGGAAAAAAUCAAACAGGAGGAAAAAAAGGUUGAAAGUCUGAACAGGAAUUUUAAAGUUGAACAAGGGAAAGUUAUGGAUGUAACAGAGAAACUGAUAGAAGAAAGUAAGAAAUUUUUGAAGCUGAAAUCUGAAAUGGAGGAAAAAGUGUCUAGUUUGACAAAGGAAAGGGAUGAGUUAAUAGGUAAAUUGAGAAGUGAAGAAGAAAAAUCCUCAGAACUAAGCUGUAGAGUUGACCUGUUAAAGAAGAGAAUUGAUGGUAUGGAGGAAGUGGAAAGAGAAAUUACAAGAGGUCGAAGCAGGAAAGGACCAGAGCAUGGUUGUCAUGAGGACAACAAGAUUAAAGAACUUACUGUUGAAAUUGAAAGACUGAAGAAACGUCUCAAACAAUUGGAAGUGGUUGAAGGAGAUUUGAUGAAGACAGAAGACGAAUAUGAUCAGCUAGAGCAGAAAUUUAGGACUGAGCAGGAUAAAGCUAACUUUCUUUCUCAACAGCUGGAGGAGAUGAAGCUCCAGAUUGCCAAAACCAAAGCAAUCGAAAAAGGUGAGGCAGUGAGCCAGGAGGCAGAGUUGAGGCAUAGGUUUCGUCUGGAAGAGGCCAAAAGCAGAGAUUUGACAGCAGAAGUUCAAGCUCUUAAGGAAAAAAUCCACGAGUUGAUGAACAAAGAAGACCAGCUUUCUCAGCUCCAAGUUGAUUAUUCGGUUCUGCAGCAAAGGUUUAUGGAAGAAGAAAAUAAAAACAAGAGCAUGGGGCAGGAAGUUCUGAACCUGACAAGAGAGCUGGAGCUUUCCAAGCGUUACAGUCGUGCUUUGAGGCCCAGCAUAAAUGGACGAAGAAUGGUUGAUGUUCCCGUGACGUCCACCGGUGUGCAAACAGAUGCUGUGAGCAGUGAAGCAGCAGAAGAAGAAACUCCAGCAGUGUUUAUAAGGAAAUCCUUCCAGGAAGAGAAUCACAUAAUGAGCAAUCUGCGGCAGGUAGGUCUGAAAAAGCCCAUGGAGCGCUCUUCAGUGCUCGAGAGAUAUCCUCCAGCAGCAAAUGAACUUGCAAUGAGGAAAUCCUGGAUACCGUGGAUGAGAAAGAGGGAAACUGGGGCUCAGGUGACUCCUGAUAAAGGAGCCCGAACCCAUGGCAGUCCAGCGCAUCCUGGAGAGGUUGUGCUUUCACCAAAGCAGGGUCAGCCUCUUCAUAUUCGGGUGACACCGGACCAUGAAAACAGCACAGCUACUUUGGAGAUAACCAGUCCAACAUCAGAGGAGUUUUUUUCAAGUACCACUGUCAUUCCUACUUUGGGAAAUCAGAAGCCGCGAAUAACCAUCAUUCCUUCUCCAAACGUUAUGCCCCAAAAAGGGAAAGGCAGUGAAAGUCCCCUGGGCUCAGAUCGUUCUAUGUCUCCGGUCACUAUAACAACAUUCUCCAGGGAAAAGUCCCCAGAAGGAGGGAGAGCACCCUUCACCGACAGACCUACAUCACCAAUUCAGAUCAUGACAGUAUCAACAUCUGCAGCACCGGCAGAAAUCUCUGUCACUCCGCAGUCACAAGAUAUGACCAUGGGAAGGGCUGUCUUCAAAGUAACACCAGAAAAACAAACCGUGCCGACUCCAAUCCGCAAGUACAAUGCCAACGCCAACAUUAUUACGACAGAAGACAACAAAAUCCACAUCCACUUGGGUUCCCAGUUUAAACGCUCUCCCAGUGCCGCACCUGAUGGUGCGAGUCCUGUGAUAACAGUCAGACCAGUCAACAUAGCAGCAGAAAAAGAAGUUGUGACCGGUACCGUCCUUCGAUCGCCCCGGAACAACCUGUCCUCACGACCUGCAGCAAGCAAGGUGACAAGCACUAUCACUAUAACGCCUGUUACGACAUCUUCCACACGAGGAACACAAUCAGUGACAGGACAGGAUGGGUCAUCCCUGAGACCUGCACCCACCCGCAUUCCUGUGUCAAAAGGUAUGAAAGCAGGAAAGCCAGUAGUGGCAGCCCCAGGAGCAGGAAAUGUGACAAAAUUCGAGCCUCGUGCCGAGACUCAGUCUAUGAAAAUAGAACUGAAGAAAUCUUCAGCCAGCAGCUCUUCCUCCCUGGGCGGGGGUCAGGGCUGAUGGCGGUGGCUCAGGGGGCUUUAAGUCAAGCCACAAUUUCAUGGUCACUUAAAGUCAGGAUGUAACCCCACACUGGAGUCAAAAGCUGUAGUUCUGUCUUUGUCACCUCCAGCCAAGAAAGUCCUCACUUCCAUGUGGUUGUCCCUUGAGCUGACACGAGUGUUUGAACUUAACUGGGGAACUGAUCUGAACUAAAAGAAAUCUGGCAAAAACCAUGAAGGUUAGCUUUAACAUAGCUUAGUUCCAGGCUCUCAGGCCAGAGAAAGAAAGGAGGAAGGCACAGGAAACCAGUGACUAUUUUAAAGUAAUUGUGGAAUCACAAAUGUCUCCUAGUAGAUAAAGUACCACACAAAUGUAGGGGUAGUGCUGCUUAUUUUAAAAAGCUUUCGAUUGAAACCUUUCUUCAAAGGUAGGAGAUGGGUCCCUGUUCUCACCAGCAGCUGAGGAGACUCAAAUCCACGUCAGCUCCAACCAGGUUCACCAAUGGCACUAACAGACAGCUGAGGGGGAAGAAGGUGGUGUUAUUUCUUCCUGCAAAGAUUCUGCACGGAGGGCUUCAGUAUUCACUAAGCAGAGAGUGGUUGAGCACUCAGGAUAUUGAACAAGGAGGAGGGAGCCCCUCUGGCUUCUGGUCCCUGUUCCAAAGGCUGCCUUUGAGCCUGGCCUUCUGUGAAAAAAUUGCUUAUAAAAUGAAGUGCCUGUAUUCAUGCAUCUCUCUAUCUGCCCCUGAUUGAUGAAUAACAUUGAACACAUCAACCAAUUUCAACCAAAUCUGACAAUGCAAUAGGAGUCUCCACAAUAAGAAGUUCCUCCAGUUUAAUGGCAAGGCUGACAGAGAAGAGGAGCAAGACCUCAGCAGUGCCCCACUGUGCGGAAGAAUGUAGCUCAUCUUCAUACAACAUCAAAGAAAGAACGCAAGGCAGUGAUGUCAGAAAUACCAAAAGGACAAGAUUUGCUCAGACCUCAGAUUCUACUAGGCACCAGAGAGUCCAACUCUGAUAUGCCACUUCAUAGGAAAAUAUUAAGGUCUUUAUUUACAGGGUUUCUUGUGUAUUCUACAUGACUGGAUUACAAUGCAGAAACCAAACCUUCCUCUGCCCAGGUGAUGAUCCAGAAUGACUCAUACUCAUGCUUUCUCUCUCUUACCUUUUUAUCUGAUUUGAUUUUUUGUUUGGUUUGGUUUUGUUUUAAUGAAAUGGAAGAACUGUUUCACUGGCAAAAUGCACUCAACUCAGAGUACUAAUGAUAAUUACAGUGCUUCAUCAGGAAUUGAGCUGGCUGAGAACCAAUCUUUGUAUUUUUGGUAGGUUUCAAUGUCAGCUGGAGAGAAGCCCCAUUCUGGCUGGCUGUGUGGCCUUAUAGCAGUUGUGAUAACUCAAGACCAGGGAUGGGAACAUACAGCUUAGGACAGCAGUAAGGUGGAGGGGUGGAAGAGCAGGAAAAAUGUCAAUCCAUUCAUGAGCAGCACAUAUGGACUGAGAAGGUGCACCCUCAGUUCUCCGGAUGUGAUAUAAAAUUUUGUUCCUAGUAAGUUUUCCACCGUGUUCCUUAGAUUAGAUCCCAUCACCUGCAUUACUGUUUUAUAUGACUAUUGCUAAUGUAGUCAUUGGCAGAGAAAUACAUUUGAAUAAGUAUGACUGAAAAUGAAGGAGCACAGAACCUCAGCCCAAAUGCCUGGGAGAUUUCUCUCAGAUCGAUAAACAUGCCAAGUAAAUAACAGAAAUAAAACAGAGAUUAUGAUUUAUGUUGCCCACCUUUAUUUCCUUUCAUGACACCUAUUAGUGCAAUUAAAAAACAAACAAACAAACAAAAACCCCCAAACCAGUAACACUUUGUGACUCUCCUGAAUAUGCCUAUAACACCUCAAGCGACUUGUAGCACAUAGUAAUUAGCAUCAUGUGAGUAAUCUCUAAAGUUACGUUAACAUGUUGAUUCAUGCCCAUUGGAUUCCAAGUCAUAUGGCACUGCCUGAAAUAUGCUACACUUUCUAAAACCUGCUCCAUAUUUACAUGAAUAUUAAGUAAUUCUGAUCAGAUGUGGAAGAGCAUGUCUUUAAAGGGAGUAAGCUACCAUCCUGCUGGGUUUCAGGUGCUUGGCAUAAGCUGAAACAGACAAUCUUCUGACCAAUUACAUGUUCCCAUCACACAUCAGUGCCCAAUUUCACUGAGUUGCUUAGAAACCUGUAGUUUACCGGCAGGAGUUUCUGUGAGCUCAUCUUUCGAACUUGCUUUCAUUUAGGGGAAUGUUUUUCUCUACUCCAUCAGUAUGAGUUAUCCUCUUUCCCUUGAUUUUUCCUGAGCUCUCUCAGGCAAAACUAUAUGCAACAUUUCUCAUUAUAAACGUUAACUUCACUUUGAAUCUUCCUCCCUACACACUGCGUUUACUUGGCUUUUUGGAAGAUGCAAUCAUGGUUAGCUACUCUCAGGUGCAGAGCUACCAGCUCUCAGAGUCAGGUAUGAAUCACUCGGAUAUGAAUGGUUCUUCACUUUAUAAACUAUUUUCAGGAUUUUAAGAAUAGAAAUACUGAUGUAUAAUUAUCUUCUCUUGCUUGGGCGUGCGUUGUCUGUGAUAUAUACAUUUUUGUAUUAUCUGGUGUUAUUUGUAUAUAUUAUAAGGAGAAAUUAAACUUCAUAUGUUAAAAUGUCA
Molecule: messenger RNA, 6798 nt
Organism: Columba livia (rock pigeon)
Lineage: Eukaryota; Metazoa; Chordata; Aves; Columbiformes; Columbidae
Gene: FILIP1
Product: filamin A interacting protein 1
Exons: 8
Coding region: 514-4152 (1212 amino acids)
Cellular component (GO): actin cytoskeleton
Source: RefSeq, a predicted model, not a curated record